Molecule: messenger RNA, 1556 nt
Organism: Monopterus albus (swamp eel)
Lineage: Eukaryota; Metazoa; Chordata; Actinopteri; Synbranchiformes; Synbranchidae
Gene: rgmd
Product: RGM domain family, member D
Exons: 4
Coding region: 102-1505 (467 amino acids)
Biological process (GO): BMP signaling pathway
Cellular component (GO): plasma membrane
Molecular function (GO): coreceptor activity
Source: RefSeq, a predicted model, not a curated record
GUUAAUAAUCAGUCUUUCAUUGGCCAGCAAUCACCCUGGGCCCCGUCUACACUUAGACCCCUCCCUCGUAGAGCCGCCCUGAAGACGGGGGCUCCUUUUGAAUGACAGCGCUUGCGAAGAAGACGAAUUUUUGUCUGAUUUCCAGCAGCCACGGCGUCGAUGAGAAGCAGCCGAGGAACUCCAUUCUAACUGGAUGGAUUGGUAUGGGGAGAAGCGGACCUCAAAUCACGGCUAAGCGGCAGCUUUGGGACUGUGUAACGUGGAUGAUGGUUUUACUUUUGCUGCUGUUUCGACCAGCUCACUGCCAGCAGUGUCGAAUCCAGCGCUGCAAUGCAGAGUAUGUGGCUUUUACCUCACCCUCUAGUGGUCUGCAGGAGGACGUGGCUCUGGACGUGGACUAUUGCAUUGCACUACGGGCCUAUGCUCAGUGCACCCGACGUCAGGCGCGCAGCUGUAGGGGUGAUCUGGUCUACCACUCAGCUGUCUUCCGCAUUAAGGAGUUAUUCUCUCAGCAUAACUGCACCCGCGACGGCCCCACCUCCUCCGCCAAGGUCCCCAGCACAUCUAGGCCGGUCGUGUCAGAGCUGUGUGAUUACGAAAAUCGUGUGCUCUUGCUGAGCCCUGGCGGUCAGCAGAAGAAAUACGCCCACUGUGGAUUAUUCGGAGACCCACACCUACGGACUUUCCGAGACGAGUUUCAGACCUGCAAGGUGGAAGGGGCGUGGCCUCUGAUUGAUAAUCGCUUCCUGUCAGUGCAGGUGACGAAUGUGCCUGUUGUCCUCGGUUCCAGCGCCACGGCAACCAGCAAAAUCACAGUGAUCUUCAAGUCAUACCAGGGCUGUGUAGAUCAGAAGGUGUACCAGGCCACCACUGAGGAUCUGCCGUUGGCUUUCCAGGAUGGGACUCAGAGUGGCGGUGACAGUGGCAGCUUGACCAUCGUAGAGUGGGGCGGCUCUGGAGUGGGCCAGCGGGUAAAGCUACAGGCCCGUUACAUUGGCACUACCAUCAUUAUCCGGCAUGUGGGCAGCUACCUGACCUUUGCUAUACAGAUGCCAGAGGACACCCUGGACUUUUCAGAGGACAGUGGCGGUCUGCAGCUCUGCAUGCAUGGCUGCCCACGCAGUGAGCUCAUUAAAGAGCACACACUGGGCCGUCAGAGCCAGCAGCCCCGUCUGCAGGGCACCAACCCGGAGCUGGGUCCUCUGAGGCCUCACCAGGUCUACACAGUGGACCGGGCCACGGCCAAGUGUAGAGAGACUCUGCAAGUGGAGGAUGUAUACUUUCAGUCCUGCGUGUUUGACUUGCUGACCACAGGAGAUCCUGAGUUCUCCAUGGCAGCAUUUGGUGCUCUGGAGGAUUUAAAGGCACUGCCACCCAGUAAACUGAAGCAGAACUCCCCAAGGACUCCUCGUCUUUACAACCAGGGGGUGUCACGCACAUCGCCUGCAGAAGCAGCCAGCAGCUCCCUGAUCUCACUCCUACUCCUCAUUCUUCUGCUUUGGUAAAAAAAAUGCAAAAAUACCAUUAACUAUCAAUGAGGAAUAAACAUGAAGUCA